Molecule: messenger RNA, 2782 nt
Organism: Gastrolobium bilobum
Lineage: Eukaryota; Viridiplantae; Streptophyta; Magnoliopsida; Fabales; Fabaceae
Exons: 11
Coding region: 177-2474 (765 amino acids)
Biological process (GO): proteolysis
Cellular component (GO): cytosol
Molecular function (GO): serine-type endopeptidase activity
Source: RefSeq, a predicted model, not a curated record
GAAUAGUGAAUAAUACCACAAAUGAGAAGUGGAACUAGUACCAAACGGUAGCCAUAGCGCCAUCUCUGUUUCUCUACCAGUUUCAAAAUAAUAGAAAAUUUGUAUUAAAAAAAAAAGAAAAAAAAAAAGGCGAGUAGACUGUUGAAAAAUUGAACCCAAUAAAGAGCGAUAAAAUAAUGGUACUUCAAAGUCUCCGCCUAGACGUUAGUCGCUUUCUCUGCAUUCCGUUAGCUGUAACCGUCAUUCUUUCUUCCUCUAUUCCUUUCGCCGCCGCAGCACUCUCUCAUCACCACCACAACCACCGCCGUCGCUUCGCCUCCGAAUCGCCAAUGAGCUCACCGCUGCAGUCUCAGUCUCCGCCUCCUCCGGUGGCGAAGAAGGUGGAGCAUGUGAUGGAGCUGUUCGGCGAUGUGAGGAUCGACAACUACUAUUGGCUCCGAGAUGAUUCCCGCACCGAUCCUGAGAUGCUCUCCUACCUCCGCCAGGAGAAUGCCUACACCGAUUCCAUCCUGUCCGGAACCAAGAAAUAUGAAGAUAAGCUUUUUGCUGAGAUAAGAGGAAGGAUUAAGGAGGAUGAUGUCUCUGCACCUUUACGCAAAGGACCUUAUUACUAUUACCAGAGAAAUUUGGAAGGGAAGGAGUAUGUUCAACAUUGUAGGCGCCUUAUAUCUGAUAGCCAAGAGGUGCCGUCUGUGUAUGACACCAUGCCCACAGGACCUGAAGCUCCUCAGGAGCAUGUUAUUUUGGAUGAGAAUAUCAAGGCACAACAUCACCAAUACUACAGUAUUGGUGCUUUUAAGGUUAGCCCAAAUAACAAGUUGGUAGCAUAUGCAGAAGACACCAAAGGAGAUGAAAUAUAUACUGUUUAUGUCGUUGAUGCUGAGACUCAAGCUCCUAUAGGACAGCCUCUUGUUGGUGUAACAUCAUACCUUGAGUGGGCCGGUGAUGAUGCUCUAGUUUAUAUCACAAUGGAUGAGAUUCUCAGGCCUGACAAGGCAUGGUUUCAUGUGUUGGGAACAGAACAAUCAAAGGAUACUUGUCUCUACAUAGAAAAGGAUGAUACAUUUUCUCUUGACCUUCAAGCUUCUGAGAGUAAGAAAUAUUUAUUUGUUGCAUCGGAAAGUAAAAAUACAAGGUUCAACUUUUAUCUGGAUGUUUCCAAACCUGAGGAGGGUCUUAAAGUUCUGACACCACGUGUAGAUGGCAUUGACACAACUGUCAGCCAUCGUGGAGAUCAUUUCUUUAUUAAGAGGAGAAGUGAUCAAUUUUUCAAUUCAGAGGUUGUAGCUUGUGCUGUCAAUAACACCUCAUCAACUACGGUUCUUAUUCCCCACAGGGAAAGUGUAAAAAUUCAGGAGAUACAACUUUUUAAUGAUCAACUUGUUGCAUAUGAGAGAGAAAAUGGUCUACCAAAAAUAAUGGUUUAUCACCUUCCACCUAUUGGUGAACCACUAAGGAGCCUUCAAAGCGGCCAGGCAGUUAGUUUUAUUGAUCCAGUGUACUCAGUAGAAUCUUCGGAAUCAGAGUUUUCCUCGAGUAUUGUACGGUUUUCAUAUAGCUCAUUGAAGACUCCUUUCUCUAUAUAUGAUUAUGACAUGAAGGCAGGUGUUUCAGUUUUGAAGAAGAUUGACUCGGUUCUGGGAGGUUUUGAUUCAACACGUUAUGUCACUGAAAGGCAGUGGGCACCUGCUUUGGAUGGAACUUUGAUUCCCAUAUCAAUUGUUUACCGAAAAGAUCUUGUGAAACUUGAUGGAUCAGAUCCAUUACUACUUUAUGGCUAUGGGUCUUAUGAGAUUUGCAUAGAUCCCAGUUUCAAGUCAUCAAGGCUUUCAUUGUUAGAUCGGGGUUUUAUAUAUGCAAUAGCUCAUAUACGUGGAGGUGGUGAAAUGGGGAGACAGUGGUAUGAGAAUGGGAAGCUUUUGAAGAAAAAGAACACUUUCACUGACUUUAUUGCAUGUGCUGAAUAUUUGAUUGAAAAAAAAUUCUGUUCUAAGGAAAGACUGUGCAUCAAUGGACGAAGUGCUGGGGGUUUGCUAAUUGGUGCAGUUCUUAAUAUGAGACCAGAUUUAUUUAAGGCUGCUGUUGCCGGAGUACCUUUUGUGGAUGUUGUGACAACAAUGCUUGAUCCAACUAUUCCUCUCACAACUUCAGAAUGGGAGGAAUGGGGUGAUCCUAGGAAGGAGGAAUUCUACUUCUACAUGAAAUCAUAUUCCCCCGUGGAUAACGUGAAGGCACAGAAUUAUCCGGACAUUCUUGUUACAGCUGGAUUAAAUGACCCACGGGUUAUGUAUUCUGAACCUGCAAAGUUUGUGGCAAAACUGAGGGAUAUGAAGACCGAUGAUAACAUACUGCUGUUUAAAUGCGAGCUUGGAGCUGGGCAUUUUUCAAAGUCAGGGAGAUUUGAGAAGCUCCAAGAAGAUGCCUUCACUUACAUAUUUAUCCUGAAGGCUCUAAACAUGACCAGUCAGCUUUAGUCUUUAGAUGAAUGAGGCACGGAUGCACUUAAGAAAUGGGGCAAUUGGUACAUCCAUGGCUUGAGUGAGAUCAGAUGCAUAUACCCUUGUUCUGGGCUUAUCAUGUUCGACGUUUGGGUGGCGUUAGGGAUUACAUUACCAACAAUUCCAGGAUUUUUAUGGAUAAAAUCCGAAAUUAUCUUGUUUACAAUUAGCUCUGAUAAACGAAAACAUGUCAUUGGCGCAAUUAUAUUUGCAAUCAAUCUUAUGAUUGGAGGGUGUGGCAAUUAAGGAUGAUACAUUUGUGCGUGUUUGGAUUUGAUAUAAUU